This is a messenger RNA of Didymosphaeria variabile, 666 nucleotides long. RefSeq lists its product as uncharacterized. The coding region runs from base 1 to 666 and encodes 221 amino acids. Lineage: Eukaryota; Fungi; Ascomycota; Dothideomycetes; Pleosporales; Didymosphaeriaceae. The transcript has a single exon. The record is from RefSeq and is a predicted model, not a curated record.
AUGUCAGCUCCCAUCAGGCUUCGGAACGGGCGCCAACCGCGCGGCGGCCGCAGGCGCACCCAGCCCAGCGAUGCUUUACCCGUUGACACAGACUACACAUUGGCGCAGGUAGAGGCGCAUGCACGACGCGAAUUUCCCGAAGCCUUUGACGCCCUGCCGCCCGCGUCCAAUGAGUUCCUCGAUCAGACCAUCGAUCAGAAGGGAAGCCCCCAGCGAGUCAAAAUGGGAGUCAUCCGGCUCAAUGGUAUUGACUACGCCCUCAGCGCUUAUAUGCGCUUGCCUUACGAUAUAAGGUUCUCAUACGACGCAGGAAAAUGCCCUCUGCCAGACCACAUUAGAAAAUCCAAGCUCGACCACCCUUUCUGCUGUCCUCUGGCGACAUCCCGUCCGCCGGUCGAUGUAUACCCCGAGCUGGAGUCACUGGUUGCCUUCUAUAUGGUCAGGCAAGGAAUCAUUCCGAACUUCAGGGAUCAUGGCUGCCGCACUAGGCCCUCGCUGAGUGCUCUUCAGAGGGCCUGUAUGACGGUGUUGAAGUGCAAGCCUCAGGGAGAUCGCGCCCCGAUGGUUCCUGGCCAAGAUUCCCGCGCUGGAGAUGUUCGCACACCAGACGCUCCAGCUGAGCCCUCCCUCCCCGCGAGCUAUCCCGGCGCAGGAACUGAGGACUAA